CGUGAGCGCGUGUCUUUCUCCCUUUCGUUUCGAUCCGCGUCUGUGAACUCUGAACUCUGAACUCACACACCUCUUCGAUUUGCGAAAAUGGCAGAACCAGAACCACAAACACGAAGAACCUCAUCACCAUCAUCAUCUUCAACCAUUCUGGACCAUUUGGGCGAGGAACUUGUUCGAAUCAUCGCCCCAGUUUCAAUCUGCAUGUUCCUCGUCGUCAUCCUGGUCUCGAUUCUCAACACUGGCUCUUCCUUCGAACGACCCACCUCCAUAGCCACCAUAGCAUACGACGAGUCGACCAUCGACUCCUCGUGGGACAAAUUCCUCGGCGCCCUUCUCAACUCCCUAGCUUUCGUCGCUAUGGUCACCUUCGCAACCUUCAUCCUCGUCCUCCUCUUCUAUUUCAGGUGCACGCGGUUUCUCAAGCUCUACAUGGCCUUCUCAUCUUUCGUCGUGCUCGCGUUCCUCGGCGGCGCGGUGUCGCUGUUCUUGAUCCAGCACUUUGGUACCCCUAUUGAUUGCGUGACGUUCUUUCUGGUUUUGUGUAAUUUCGCUGUGGUGGGGGUUAUGGCGGUGUUCAUGUCGAAAUUUGCGAUUGUAGUGACGCAGGGGUACUUGGUUGUUAUUGGGAUUCUGGUUGCUUACUGGUUUACCAUGUUGCCUGAGUGGACUACAUGGGCUAUGCUUGUUGCUAUGGCGUUGUAUGACCUUGCUGCUGUUCUUUUGCCUGUUGGGCCGCUGAGGAUUUUGGUCGAGCUUGCUAUAACAAGGGAUGAAGAGAUUCCAGCUUUGGUUUAUGAGGCUAGGCCAGUGAACCAUGAUAAUGUGGAUCCUAGGGAGGUUGUAGCUCAGAGAAGGAUGUGGAGAGAUAGGAGGAUUCAGAAUUCGGAUGGUCGUGGUCUCAGUGCUGAACAAUCACACUUUAAUUCGGAUGCAAGUACUGUUCUUAAUUCAAAUUCGAACAGCAAUGUUCCGGUUGGCACGAGUUUAGAUAGGGAGAAUGGUUCAAACUUGAACACUAAUAGUAAUAGUACUACUUAUGGUAACUCUAGUGAUAGAAAUUUGGUAAGAGCUGAAGAGGGGCGGUUACCGAUUCGAGAGACUAAUUCAGAACUCUCUACGCCCUUGAUUGGUAAUGCUGCGAAUGUCCAGCUCCGUAGAGCAGAAGAUGAGCUGGAUGAAAGUUUGAUGCUGGAGGGAAUUGGAUUAGGUUCAUCUGGAGCAAUCAAGUUGGGGCUUGGUGAUUUUAUCUUCUAUAGUGUUUUGGUUGGCAGGGCGGCAAUGUAUGAUUUUAUGACGGUGUAUGCAUGUUAUCUUGCUAUCAUUGCUGGUCUGGGCAUUACUCUCAUGCUUUUGGCUUUGUAUCAGAAAGCUUUGCCUGCUCUUCCUGUGUCAGUAGCUCUGGGUGUGUUGUUUUAUUUCCUGACCAGGCUCUUACUUGAAGUAUUUGUAGUACAAUGUUCCUUAAAUCUCCUGAUGUUUUAAUGUUGUAAAUAUACUGCUUGGGUUUGGUGCUUAGCUAUAAAGCAUAUUACAUGACUCUGCAGCUAAGAGUCUGGGCUUACUAUGCCAUCUUUAGUUGUAACUUGUAAGCUUUUCAAGAACUGUAUCCUUUAUUUCUAUUUUAUAGCACUUCACUUUUGAUGCCUUC
This is a messenger RNA of Lotus japonicus, 1648 nucleotides long. RefSeq names its product presenilin-like protein At2g29900. NCBI's taxonomy places the organism in Eukaryota, Viridiplantae, Streptophyta, Magnoliopsida, Fabales, Fabaceae. The coding region runs from base 88 to 1482 and encodes 464 amino acids. The transcript has a single exon. Gene Ontology annotation, cellular component: membrane; nucleus. Gene Ontology annotation, molecular function: aspartic endopeptidase activity, intramembrane cleaving. Gene Ontology annotation, biological process: protein processing. The record is from RefSeq and is a predicted model, not a curated record.